AUGCAAAAAAGCUCUAGCCUCGAGAAGCGCGACGAGGGAGCAGGUGAUGAGCUUGAAACUUUCCCGCAAGAUGAGAAAGAUGUAGCCAAAGUUGAAGUGGCCAACGUGAUAAUUCCGAACCGCAAUGAAUUGGAAAAGAAGUUCAUUCGAAAGCUCGAUAUGCGCUUGCUGCCUUUGAUGAUGUUAAUUUAUAUCUUGAACUACUUGGAUCGAAAUAAUAUUGCGACGGCGCGUUUGGGGACACUUGAGAAGGACCUUAGCCUUCAUGGAAAUCAAUACAACACAAUCAUCAGUCUAUUCUUUGUUGGAUAUAUUCUGACUCAGGUCCCGACAAAUAUGAUUCUGAACAAAAUGAGGCCCUCGAGGUUUUUGCCCGCUGUGAUGUGUGCAUGGGCCAUUGUAAGCACAUGCACUGGCGCCGUUCAAAACUAUCAAGGCCUUCUCGCCUUGAGAUUCGUCCUCGGUUUCGUCGAAGCUCCAUUUUUUCCCGGUGCACUAUUCCUGUUCUCCUCGUGGUAUACCAAGAAAGAGCUUGCAGCGCGCAUCUCCAUUCUCUAUGUCGCGGCUCAGAUCUCCGGAGCCUUUGGUGGGCUUCUAGGAAGCGCCAUCAUGUCAGGCAUGGAUGGUAAAGCGGGACUUCCAGCCUGGAGGUGGCUGUUCAUCAUCGAAGGAAGCGCCACGAUCCCCAUCGCUUUCGUUGCGAUGUUUCUUCUCCCUGACUACCCAGAGACAACGAAAUGGCUCACAGACGAGGAACGGAUUCUAGCCGUAACCCGGCUCGCGGAAGAAGCCAACGAAAGCGAUCACGACGAGACGCGCAGCAAAUGGGAAGGCCUGCGACUUGCCUUUGCCGAUCCGGUACUGUACAUCAUUUGGCUGAUGCAGCUUGGCCUCAACACUGCCGCAUGCUUCACCAACUUCUUCCCGACAAUCGUCGAAACGCUCGGCUACGGCACCACCAAGACACUGCUAUUGUCCGCGCCACCAUACAUGUUCGCCGCCAUCCUCAGCGUAAUGAACUCCUUCCACAGCGACAAGGUUAGCGAGCGAUGGCUGCACGUCGUCUGGCCGCAGGUAUUUAGCAGUAUCGGGUUCAUCAUCAGCGCCGUCACGCUGAACGUAGCGGCCCGGUAUAUCUCCACGUUCAUGAUGAUGUCGAUCUACGGGUCGUUUGGAUGUAUCCUGUCAUGGGUGUCGACCUCACUCCCACGGCCUCGCUCCAAGCGGGCGGUUGCCUAUGCCGUCGUCAACGCAGGGUCGAAUUUCGCCUCGAUCUAUGCCAGUUAUUUCUAUCCGGAGACACAGGGGCCGCGGUACUGGCAGGCCAAUGUAGCGAAUGUGGCCUUUUCGGGGAUGUGUAUUGUCAUGGCGACAGUGCUGCAUUUUACGCUGCGGUGGAGGAAUCGUCAGCUUGAGAAGGCGGCUGAUGCUGAUGUUGAUGCUGGGGUGGAUCCGACAAGUGAAGACUCGAUGUGUCAACAGCUGGCGAUGCGGUGGAAUUGCCAUCCCCAUUAUCGAUACAUCACCUGA
Molecule: messenger RNA, 1530 nt
Organism: Penicillium argentinense
Lineage: Eukaryota; Fungi; Ascomycota; Eurotiomycetes; Eurotiales; Aspergillaceae
Exons: 6
Coding region: 1-1530 (509 amino acids)
Biological process (GO): transmembrane transport
Cellular component (GO): membrane
Molecular function (GO): transmembrane transporter activity
Source: RefSeq, a predicted model, not a curated record